AUGUCAUCCGUACAGGGUUUUACAGGAGGAUCCACGCUGCAUUGUAAUAGUAGCGGCAUUGGCCUUUUAAGGUCUGGUGUGUUUAAAGAUAUUAAAUCUUAUGUUGAGUUCAGUGAUGAAAUCCCUUUUGCCAAGCCUAUUCCAAGAGGGAAUUCGAUUUCUUUGAGGAUGGAUUCAAUUCCUUUGGAAAUAGAUGAAUUGGAUUCCAGGGGUUUGCAUAUUCCUAGGUGGUUGCCAAGGUUUCCUGAUGAGACUAGUUAUAAGGAUUGUGGGGACAGGUGGGAAAAGAGGAGGGAAGGGGGCUUGGCCUUGUGGGAGAAUUCUGAUUUGGUGAGCGGUGGAAGUGGAAAUAAAUCCCAGGGGAUUUCUAGGGAGAAUGAGAAAAGAAGUGAUGGUGAUGGUGAUUUGUCGGUGGAGAGAGGAAAGGAUCUGAACUCUGUUUCUCUGCCAAAAUUGGAAUACGCAAGCCAUACUUGA
Messenger RNA from Populus euphratica (Euphrates poplar), 477 nucleotides. RefSeq lists its product as uncharacterized. The transcript has 2 exons. Gene Ontology annotation, cellular component: transcription factor TFIID complex. The record is from RefSeq and is a predicted model, not a curated record. The coding region runs from base 1 to 477 and encodes 158 amino acids. Lineage: Eukaryota; Viridiplantae; Streptophyta; Magnoliopsida; Malpighiales; Salicaceae.